CGUGUCUAGCAUGCUCCGCCCUGUCCUUCUGCCUUGGCCGAUUCUUCCUGUCUAACGUUGGGAGGAUUUUAGCAGCUUUCCGUUCGCAGGUAGGUCGAGCCGGCUAAACGGAGGCUUGCCUUCCGCCCGACCAGAAGCUUGAACGAAGAGGUGGUUCCGCUGUCUCCCGGCGCUCGUCAUCCUUUGCCUCCUCAGGCAAAUAGCAGCGGCUGCAGGAAGGGAAGUGGAUAGAAAGAGGACUGCUGGGAGGAGCCGCUUCUGCGGGGGAGCUCGAACUGGAUUCCCACGUUUUUCUUUCUGGCAAUUUUUCUGUGUUUUCAACACUGCUUGACAGACAGAAAUUCAGUAGGUGCAGCGUUCUUCGCUACGGAGAAAAAGUCGAGCCGGUUAAGUUUCUGUCUGCCCAUGUGGUUGAGAUUGUUGAAGGGGGAGGAGCCCUGCCAGAAAAGAAGGAACAACAACAACAAGGGUAUCCCAGAGUCAUGGACUCAUGCCUGGAGAAAGGGCUUAAUUCCUGAAAUGAGAGACUUGGGGGCUUCCUCAGAAUCGCACAUAAUCCCGUGGGUGCUGUUUCUGUUGUGGCAGAUCUACUGUGCCUUUAACAGGUGUAUGAAGACGCAGGGGCAUUUCAGCCCACCAGCAUGGGCAUUCAUGGAUUAAUGAGCUAUGUAGGGGAACAUAGAGAGUUCUUUGUUGACCUAGAGUUGAAGAACACAAACGUAAUAAUUGAUGGAAAUAACCUGUACCAUCGCCUUUACUUUGAUUCAAAUCUGGACAUCCAGCAUGGAGGAGAUUAUGAUUCAUUUACAGAUAUCACACAUAAGUUUUUUGAAACAUUGACUCUGUGCAGCAUACAGCCAUAUGUUGUGCUAGAUGGAGGGUGUGAUGCAUCUGACAAAAAGCUUACAACCUUAAAGGAAAGAGCUCAGGAGAAGAUCCAGUCAGCUUAUUCCCUCUCACACGGUGGUCGUGGAAGUGUAUUGCCUUUGCUCAUUAGAGAAGUCUUUAAGCAGUUCUUGACCAAAUUACAAGUGCCUUUCAUCCAGUCUUUUUACGAAGCAGACAGGGACAUUGUGUCAUUAGCCAACCAUUUGAAUUGCCCGGUGUUAACUUUAGAUAGUGACUUUUGCAUUUUUGACCUGAAAGGUGGCUACUGUCCUCUGAAUUACUUUCAGUGGCGAAACCUUUGCAUAUGCAAAGAUUCACAAGACUGCUACAUCCCAGCAAGGUGCUUCUCAUUAGAGAGGUUUUGUAGCCAUUUCAGCAAUAUGAACAAAACCCUGCUGCCUCUCUUUGCAGUUUUAAAUGGCAAUGAUUAUAUUAACCUGCCAGCUAUAGAAAUGUUCUUUAGCAAGGUACACCUUCCUGUUGGAAGCUCCAGGCAGAAAGGUAGAAAGCACGUCCGCAUUCAGGGGUUGCUGAACUGGUUGUCUCGUUUUGCUGAUCCUGCCGAGGCUAUAGAAGAUGUACUGAAGUAUCUUAACAAGCAUGAGAAAGAGGAAACAAGACAGCUUCUCUGUACUUUUAUGGAGGAAUAUGAACCAUCCAAUGUCAAUCUCAAAGAUUUUUUUCAGAAUGGGGUUUAUGCAUUUGAGGAAGCCAAGAAAUUGGAAUUGCCUCAGUGGAUUCUUACUGCUUUAGCUAAAGGCAUUCUAGCACCAUUCGUUAGUGAUGCCCUGGUAUUAAAAAGAACAAUCCUCCAUGUUCAAGUGGAGAAUAUGCAAAGGCCUAGUGCUCAUGCUGCAGCUCUGCCAAUUCGACAAGUUAUCUACGGGUUACUUCUGGACGCUUCACAGACUUUGCUCAACUCCUCAAAGAAAGAGCACACUUCGCCCACUCUUGUUUUCUGUGAAUUUGACAGAAUCCAAAAAGCGCUCAAGAAAUCAUUUGUUCAAGCGGCAGCAUUGUCUGGACAUUUUUGUGGUGACUGGUACUCUCUGACUACAUUAAAUGAGGUUCCCUUAGCAGAUCGUCUGAUAUUUUUGUUGGAGACAUUUGGAGUGACAGCCAGCAUCCUUGAGCCAAUCCCUUGCCAGCUGUGGCUUCCUUUAGCUGUGACCUGUUACUGGACACAGCAUUCAGAGCCCAGAGUGAAGUUACAGCACAUGAAGGCUUUACUACUUGGAAUAGUAGUUGGUGAAUUAGAUAAAGAAAUACAUAGUCCAGAUCCCAAGUUUCCAUAUCCUGAGGUCAAUAAAGUUGUAUAUGACCAGUUCUUGAAACGGAAAAAAAAAACAUCUGAAAAGGAAUCAUUGGAAUUAGAUGCUGCACACAUUUUCUGCCAGUGGCAGUGCUGCCUUCAAAUGGGAUUGUAUCUCAACCAGCUGCUUUGUAGUCCUCUCCCUGAACCAGAUCUUGCACGGCUUUACAAUGGGACCCUUGUGCAUAGACUGUAUCAUGAGCUUAAAUCAGCAUCCAUACCAGAGAACCUACUCAGCGCAUCUUCAAAAAUGCACCAGCUUUAUUGCAGCAUGGUACAUAUAGUGAAAGAUGUAACACCACCAGGCUUCUUCCAGAAGAAGAAGAAACCUAAAUCCCACAGGAAAAAAAAUAAUGAAACCACUAAUCAAGGGCAAGAUAAAAGAAAAGGUAGUAUGAUGGAAACUCUGCCUUCAUGCAGUAUUAACAGAUUUGAAGUGUUGAUGGUGGAGGACUAAAAGCACACUGUUCCGGAAAGAGGUGAUGGGUAUUGAUCCAUUUAAAACUUCUCUCUCAAAAAUGAGUCUCCAGGAAGGAAUGGCAGGAAGCAUCCAGUGCUGCUAUGCUUGAUUCACUGUCCUAUUAAAGUUGGUUUUAAUUGCUUUAAAAAAAAAAACCCUUCUCACCUAUGAGUAGUCUGAGCAACUAGAAGUUGAUUUAUAGUGUAUUUUAUCCACAUGCCACCCUGACUACCCCCCUGUAGUAGCCUAUGGCCAGUGAAUAAAUUCCUAGGGAAUGGAAAUUUAUUCAUUCAAACUAUCAAGUUACACUUUCACACGUAUUUUAAGAAAAGCAGACAUUUAUUUCAAAAUUGCAAUAUAGGCUUUUCAAUCACAAAAAGAAAGAAAAGACAGUGAUCCGACAGUGGUCACAUCCUGUGCAAAGAACAUAGGUUACAAAAAAAGAGUACAAGGUACACAUUGCAGGAUAAUGUAAAUAAAUACAGGAUCUGAAAAUAUGGCACUCUGGUAACUUACUCUAGACCUGAUGGAAUGCCUCAAAUAUUUAAUAGUAAAGUCCCACCACCAUAAUAAAAGUAAAGGGUUUCUUUUUAAAUAAAAACUAAAAUCUUUAUAUCUAAUACACGUUUCUUUACAUGUAUAUAUCUUAAGAGCAAAAGGUGGGUCAGACUUUUGACAUUUAUUUCUUAUUAAAGUAGCCUCACACACACUUACAAAGUUCCAUUCAAUCUGAAAAGCAAAGUUUUGUCUUUGAGGGAAAAAUAUUACUAAAGUUGCAUAAUUGUUUAUUACCGCCCUGGCUGGAAGUUUAGAAUUGAACAGUCUUUUAAAAUUACCAGUGUUCAUCCAUCAGGAAAAAGGAGGACUUGUCAAAAGCCCUUUAUCUUCUCAUGUUACUUCCUCCUACAUACGACAGUAGUUUCUAGUUUGCAAACAAAAAGAAUGCAAUGUGCAUCAUACAUCAAGAAAAGAUGGCAAAGAUGAAGAACUGCCAUGUUUCUGGGUCUUCUCCCUGCUUUUUUCAACCUUCUUUAUAAUCUCUGCUACUAUACACACUGAGGAGGUGAGGCCCAGAAGAAACAGCAAGUCUAAACAAAAAAAAUGUUUUUUACUUUAAAAAACAGAUGAAUAUGAGUAUUGUGCAACUGCUUUUCAACUAGACAGGAAUGCAGAGCUAAAAUCAACCCUUUGCAUCUGAAAACAAUAAUUAAAAAGUGCUUGAAGCCAAGCUAUUUUGUCCUUUGGAUUAGUGUACAGGAUGUUUUAUGAUUGCAAACAGGGAACCACAAAUUCUGGCUGGCCUUGGUAGCCAAGCCAAAACAUGAGGGUUCCCAGGCCCCUGCUCCUUCGGUAAAAUCCUAUGCAUGCUUAUAAUUAAGUCCCAUUACAUUCACUGGAGCUUACCUGAGGUUAACCAUGUGUAUAGGUUUACAGCCAUAAUCCCUGAUAUUCUGUCGUGCCUUUUGGAGCUGGGGGAAUGGAGUGAAGGGUUGUUUGGUGGUGGAUGGUCACCACAAGAACACCAGGCACAGCCUUUUCUCAGGAGGGGAAUGUUGUGGCUAAAUGGUCCAACAGCAGCCUCUCUCUAACUUGGGGGGGGGAUCUUCCCUGUCAUUGCAUUGAACCCUUUUAAGCUUAGUGCCUUGCCCCCUUCUCCAAUUCUAAGCCAGAAAGGAAGGUGGAGGCUCAUCUAACCAAACUACAGUGGACCUGCUUAAUAGUCAGAGGCCCACAUUUCUGCUUGCCAAGAUGAGUUGAGGGCAGAAAUGUGGGCCUCUGGUUAUGAAAUAAAUCACAUUAAUGUACGUACCUCUGAGAAAGAAAGCCACCAGGAGCAAGGGCUCAAGAGCAAGAACAAUGCUUCAAUGUUACCAUUAUGUGAAAUAUACCUGUCAAGGGGACCAAUGCUGCGGUUACUCUUAAAAACAGGACAUUUUUGAUACCUUAUGUUUGAACUGUUCCCCAACUAGUUUUGCUUUGUGUUUUAAGUCAGAGGUAAGCUGGGAAUUCAUAAAAACAGGUAUAGGGACAUUUUUGUAACAGGUUCCAGAUGUUGUGGAGAGAGAAGAGGAAACAGCUUCAGGGGGCAAGGGAUGAGAACAGAGAAAUUAAAAUAAGACUACCAAGAAACUAACAGACACAUAAAGAAAGUCAUUACAAAAUUCAGACCAAUGCAAGAGCAAGUUAUAUUUUCAUAUUUGUACAGUACGUAUAUUUCAACUAUUUGUGGAUGCCUUAAACAUCAACAAAAUAAUGUAUGUUUCUAACAUUUGUUCAUUUGAAAGGCAAACUCUACUAAGCAACACAAAAUUUCUUACCUAGUAUGCUUAGACUCUCCGUUUGAAACACUUUCUGAAGAGGAGGGAAGUAAAUUACUAGUAGCUGCCCCAUUAUAGAUCCAAGCACUGCAUAGCAGAACAUUUUGUUGCUGCAGAGUCCAAUCUCAAACACAGAUUUAGUCUGCAGAUUAAAAAAAUCAUUGUAUAUAUGAUCUCAUUCUGGUGUGUUCCAGUAAACUGAAAUUUUCAAUCUUCACUCAAAAUAUAGAUUAGUAUAUAAAUAACAAUCCUAGUAACAUUGUGGUGGUUUGACAUUAUUGUUUUGAUUUACUUGCACCUUCUAUUAAAUUUUGAUAAUUUGCAGAGGCUGUUUGCACUUUUUCAAAAUAUUGACUGUGUCAUAUAAGGCCUCCAAUAUUUAAGCUAGUGCUGUGCUGUCUAUUGUCUGGGUUUUUUCCCUAGCCAUUCACCCACCCACCCCAGGAGGCAAGAGAAACAGUGGCAAACCGCACCAGGGGAGCGAUAACCUUUUACCUGCUUGUCGCCCUCCUCCAUAGUCAACAUAAUUUCAGUUUUCUGACACUUUUAUAGAGCGGGGAGGGUAGCUUAUGGGCUUCCCUUGGUGAAUUCUGACUUUUAUACUGUGUUUAUGUAUAUGGAUAUUGUUUAUGUAUUUUGCUUUGUAAAUUUGAUUUCUUUAUUGUACCUUGUGUAUUCUAUUGUAAACCACUUUGCGAUCUUUUAGAUAGUAAGCAGUCUAUAAAUAAUAAUAAUAAUAUAGUUAAACACAGGAGGUCACAUACCUGAGAUCGGGAACUCAAAGCAUUGAACAUAUCAAAAAAUACAAAGCAGGUAAAGGUCAUUGUUGUAUCUCGAGGCGUUAUGACAUUGUCCCGCAGCUGCCAAGAGAAAGUUUUAAUAUAUGCAGUACUCUGCCACUUUUCAAGAGAACACCCAACAUCUGAAGCCGUAAUACUACAAAACACCAGUCCGUUAUCCCAGUGUGGAAAUCUCAGUUGGCUGAUAUAGGCUCCUAAGCAUUUGAUGCUGGUAUCUAGGAAUCUAAAUUCAUUUCUCUGUUCUGUGUAGGACUGGUACCUAGAACUAUAAUUAUUUCCUACCUUUCUCAUAGCAUAUCUGCAUAAAAUUUUACAAAUAUAACUAAACCUAUUGAUUUCCAUUUCAUACUACCUUUAAAAUCUCAGCAUGAGUUGCUAAAGCUGCAACCCAAUACAUGUCUACUCAGAAAUAAGUUCCAUUGGGUUCAAUGGGACUUACUCCCAGGUAAGUGUGUAUUGUACUGUAUUGCACCCUAAGUCUAAGUUUAACUUCAGUAUAAUUGUUGGUAUUCUAUAGUUUCUUUGAACAGACUCUAUGCUCUUUUAUAAUAAUGAUUUUGAAAUACUUCUCCCUUUGAAAAGGAGACUCCCAUGCACAUUACCAACACUGGGUGCAUGGCACUACUUGCAUGGUUGUUUUGUUUUUAGAAUAUGCACUUUUAGGUUUGCAGCUACUGGCAUAUAAGAAACACUGCAAGCAGAUAAUUAAAAUACUUUUUUAAAAGA
Molecule: messenger RNA, 6504 nt
Organism: Rhineura floridana
Lineage: Eukaryota; Metazoa; Chordata; Lepidosauria; Squamata; Rhineuridae
Gene: ASTE1
Product: asteroid homolog 1
Exons: 5
Coding region: 642-2657 (671 amino acids)
Source: RefSeq, a predicted model, not a curated record